Blepharisma stoltei is the source of this 2486-nucleotide messenger RNA. Lineage: Eukaryota; Ciliophora; Heterotrichea; Heterotrichida; Blepharismidae. The record is from the annotation of a GenBank genome assembly.
AUGGACACAAUAGGCAGAAAAUCAGCUGUUUUUGGAGAAUCUCAGAAAUACCUACUUGAAAUACAAGAACAAAUAAACCGAAUAAAAGAAAGUAACACCCCAUCAAGCAUUGAUGAGCCAAGAGCACUUAAAAGGAAAAAUACUGAAACACUUCACCUUAAUAAUUUAAUAGAUGAAAAACCUUGUGACGAAAAAUAUUUAUUUAAUCAAGAAAAUCGCUGAAGAGUUGCUUGAGAUAUACUGAUCAUAAUUUCUGUUUUGCAUGAAGGAUUUAUUAUACCUUUUUCUCUAGCAUUUGACUAUACUCUUAGUAGCUCUUAUUUGAAUUUUGAAAUAGCAAUUUCAUUGAUUUUUUUUGUUGAUAUUGGCCUUUGCUUUAAUACGACGUUUUUUAGAAGUGGGAUUACAAUAAACAGUCGAAAACUAAUUACUAUUAAUUACUUGCAAAGUUGAUUUAUUUUGGACAUAAUAUCUUCAUUUCCCUACGAAAUCAUUAUUUCUGGCUCACCCUCUGCAAGUUUGUUGAAAAUACUUAAAUUAAUAAGAUUUUUAAGGAUUUUUAAACUAGCAAGGGUAUUGAAGUUAAGAUCAAUUUUUGUUAAGAUUGAAGAAAUUUUAUCUAGUGAAUUAUUUUCUGUUUUUAUUGUAAUUGCCUGAACAAGCUUAACUUACUUACUUACUUACUUACUUAAUUAUCUGGUGUUUAAGGUGUAUAGUGCCGCAGCCCAAAAAGGACCUAUGGCAAAAAACUAGUGACGUAGGCGAGCCAUCUUGGAACAGGUCAGCCCUGGCCAAGCCUUCUAUCAACUCCUGCUUCACCAGCCUUGCUGCAUGUCUCACCCGGCGCGAUGCCGUCGCCCUUGUCUCGACUCAGCUCCUGCGCGUGUUCCCGCCUAAGGGUCAUCCUCUCGUGGGGAUGUGCUGAGAGGUAAAAGCCCGAAAUCUUGAGAGGACUGAGGAGCAGUUCCUCUGGUUAUCCCCAGAGUUAAACCGCUAUUGCUGUCCAGAAGUUCUCGAGUGAAAACCUAACCCUAUAAAUAAAAUUCCAUGAGGGAGAGAAAAUUAGCAAAGCUAAUUUCUCUCGAACCGAAUGCCAUUUUAUUUAUGCCUGAACAAGCUUAACAAUAUUUUUUAUAGCUCAUUGAUCAGCUUGCACAUUUUAUGCUUUCAGCAAAGCUUCACAAAAUGAUUCAAGAGGUUCUUGAAUAUUUCGUAUAGAAUUAGAAGAAGAGAUGGGGAUUUCUUUACAAGAAAAGUACAUAACGACUCUCUAUUGAGCUUUUACUACCAUGUACACAGUAGGAUACGGAGACAUUCAUGCUUUAAAUUCCAUUGAAAGGCUUGUUGCUAUCAUGUGUAUGGUUAUUACAUGUGGUUAUUAUGCAUAUCUUUUGGGAAAAAUCAGUAGUAUUGUAAUGGCAUCCCAUCAGUCAGAUCAAAAAAAAAGAGACAUAACACUAGGUGUCAAUCGAUACAUGAAAAAGCUUAGGCUUCCUAAAGAACUGCAGGAUAAAGUGAAACGAUAUAUUGAUUAUGUAGGAUUAGAGCAGGAGUCUUGCUUUGGUGAAGAAGAUGUGCUUAAGCUUUUAAGUGACAACCUAAGAGAUGAAAUUUCUUCAAGAACGCACGGCAAAAUUUUGUUGCGAUGCAGGGUUUUCCCAAAGUUUUUUCCUUUGAGUUCGAUUACUUCCAUGACAAAAUUAUUAAGAUUAGAAACAUUUGCACCAGGAGAUGGAAUAUUAGCAGAAGGUGAAAGAAGUAGAAAACUUUAUUUUAUUUCAACAGGAUCUGUCAACAUUUUUCAUCAAAAUACAGGCUGUGCUUAUAUAAUUCUUAAUAAAAAUGAAAUAUUCGGUGAAAUAGGUUUUUUUACAGGCCAUAGAAGGACAGCUUCAGCCCAAUGUGAAAGCUUUACUGAAGUGAUGACGUUGGACUGAGUCAUGGCGAUUGAAAAACUCCAAAAACAGCCUGAAAUUUUUGAUCUUUUUCAAUUUUUCAAAGUUUCAUGUGAAGAUAAUAAUUAUAAAAUUCUGGGGAUACAGUGUUAUUUUUGCAAUGAAAAUGGGCAUGUCGCAAAAAAAUGUACAAAUAUGGUCAUUAGCUCCAGAGUGGAUAUGAAAACUGUAGAAGAGUACAGAGCUCGCCACAGAAUGAUAAACCCAUAUACGGGUUCUAGAGCUAAGCGAAGAACGAGAAGAAUUCAGCGCAAAUUUGAUAAAAUAAAUAUAGUUGGUAUAGAAAGAGAGCCUGAAGAACAAUUUCCUCUGAAUUUGAAUUUACAAAAAAAAAUUUAUAAUUAUCAUACGAGAAAAGACACGAAAACUCAGUCCAGGCGUGAAAGAAAAACAAGCAUCCAAGUGAUCUGUGACGAUUCUGAAGAUGAAGAGCUCAAAGACUUAACAUUAAUAGAUACAAAAAAACAAAGAGAUGACUCUACAUAUUAUUGUGAUGAUCCCUCAAAUUCUUCUGCCUCCUCCAAACACUAA